AUGAACAACAAAACGAUCGCAAUGAGACAUAGCUACGGUCCCUUAAGAAGAAAACCCAGAAGUCACUAUAAGCUACCACAGCUGGUAGACUAUACAAAUUAUCCAACUCUGGCUAAAAAGGCUACAGAGUCCGAGGGAGUUAAAGAUGAUGGAAAUAUUCAACGAAGCUCGGAGCUUACCCAGGGAAUGCUUAAGAUUUUGAAUGACAGAUACGCUGAUCCUGGAAAGAUUGGAGCCAAAAAUUUGGUAGAUUGGUUUAUGACUAGGGGUGGUAAGGAACCAAGACGCAAGUACCAGGCUGAAGUGGUCAACCAUUUCUGUCACUCAAACGAGCUUCAAGAACUCCAGUCUAACAGCUCCAAUAUCUCAUCUAGAAAGUCAUGUCUUAUAGAUGAUAGAACGGUCAACGGCACCACAUCGACCUGCAAUGGCAAUCGGAAGCCACUGACCUCCCACGACUCGUGGAAAAGCUUUAUUAUGAACCCAGAUAGCCAUGCAUUGGUCAGUGUAAUGGCAACGGCUCCUGGGUAUCAAAGCAAUGCUUUGGUACACUUCCUAUACUCCUAUAUUGCUUUUCAGCCUUAUAUAAGAGUCUCAUCGAAACCACAAGGUCUCGUCACAUAUGAGCUCUCAUUCCAUUUGCCUUUCUACUCAUGGAAGCAGACCCAACAUGAGCCACGAGACAUACGGUUCAGACAAGAUAGUAGUCCCUUGAGAAAGGUUCAUAAUAUGAGCUGUCUUCAAGGCAAUUCUCCAACAGCCCCCAUGAUCGACUACCUUUGUCAAGCACAAAUUGCAGUGUGCAUUACGCCAAUGGAUGGUGGAAUCUGUACGGGCUACUGCUUUGUCGAUACAUACUUUCAACCAGAAGAUGAGAGGCAAUGCGUCGAGGAUUAUUGUGAUAGAGGCAUGCAGUUCGACCCUUUUACUACCGGAAAACACGAUGCUGAUAUGCCAAUCUUAAAUCCCGACGACUACUUCCUAAUGUCUCUUCAACACCAACUGGUGGUUUUCAAGGAUGAAUGGAUGAACACAGCAAAAAGAUUUAAAGAGAGAGUAGAAACAUAUGUAAUAAGUUCAAUGCUCGGGAUUUCGAGCAUAACUAAUUCUCGCGCAGGUCGACGAAUUUGA
Molecule: messenger RNA, 1131 nt
Organism: Fusarium fujikuroi IMI 58289
Lineage: Eukaryota; Fungi; Ascomycota; Sordariomycetes; Hypocreales; Nectriaceae
Exons: 4
Coding region: 1-1131 (376 amino acids)
Source: RefSeq, a predicted model, not a curated record